This is a messenger RNA of Cladophialophora psammophila CBS 110553, 990 nucleotides long. RefSeq lists its product as uncharacterized. The transcript is spliced from 2 exons. The record is from RefSeq and is a predicted model, not a curated record. Lineage: Eukaryota; Fungi; Ascomycota; Eurotiomycetes; Chaetothyriales; Herpotrichiellaceae. Bases 1 to 990 code for a protein of 329 amino acids.
AUGCGUUCUCAAAAGAAGCUAAAUCCCCUGGCGGCCUGGAUUUUGUUGUUCGAAUCUGGAUGGAAGAGCUUUGAGCUACGGUUUAAAAAUAUCUUAAAAAAUCUCGCAUACCACCAGGACCUAGUGGACAAGGAAGCGACCGCUUUUAACCUUGUCGAAGCUACGUCUUAUCGAAGGAAAGUCGAAGAGGAGAUUGCAAAGGCUGAACAGGAGCGGGAGAGUUCUCACUUACAGGCCGUUCUUGCUUGGCUUUGUGUGGAGGACAUCCUGCAGGAGAACAAUUUGUGGCGGCUAGGCGAGAAACGCCUUGAUGGCACUUGUGACUGGAUCUUCAACAUUCCCCAAUACCAAGCUUGGCUCAAAAACGUGGAUAGGAGUCCACUACUGUGGCUCACUGGUAGCCGCGGUUCAGGGAAAAGCGUUUUCUGCGCUCAUAUUACUCAGAAAGUUCAAAAAAUCGAGCAGAGGGCAACUUUGUUCUAUUACUGUCUCCAUAAGGGGGACAUAUCGGACAAACCCAGCAUCUUCCUGCAAACGCUGGUUAUGCAAAUUACGAGAAUCUACCCCGAAUUCGCCGCACUCAUCUGGGAUACCUACGUUCAGAAUGCCCAACUUGCUUCCAACGACAAUCUGCAAAAGCUGCUUCCAGAUUUGAUUUCUGGAGCUCCACAGGUCCGAAUCAUUCUUGACGGCAUUGACGAAUACGACGUCAAGGACUGUAAACUGAUCCUUGACAUGCUGUUCAAACUUCAGAAGAAAUCCCCUGUCGCCAUACUCAUUUCAAGGCGAGACGAAGGGUUGAUCUCAGCCAAAAUGCGUAAAAAGCCCAGAAUCUUACUCAAUGUCAAACAGCACACUGUGCAAAAGGGUAUGAGUAUUUUUGUAGCAAGCAGACUCGAUCAGGCCAUCGAGGAUUACGACUUGAACUUGUCAGACGAAAUGAAGGCGGCAGGUCGAGAUGAAUUGUUGCAAAAAUCCGGAGGUCGUUGA